GUGAACUGUCAAUGUCACGAAGCAAAAUUUUAGGUUAUUUGUUGCCAAUGAUCAAUAUUAUUUUCGAAACGAAGGCAAGUUUUUCGUAAAAAUGUCGAAUUCAAUCAUCAAAUUACUGGCUCUGGAUAAAGUAGCCACGGUGUUUAAUAUUAUACGUCAAAACGGCGGUAUCUUAGGGUCGCUGCACAAACUUUACAGACAAGAAGAGCUGAAAGAUGGUAGGCUAGUUGGUGUGGAUAAGUUUGGCAAUAAGUAUUACGAGAAUCCAAGAUACUUCUACAGCAGAAACCGAUGGGUUGAGUACUCGGACAAGUUUAACAUGAACUACGAUGCUAGCCAGGUCCCUGCCGAAUGGUUUGGAUGGUUGCAUUACAAAACUGAUCUUCUUCCCCACCAAGACCCAAGCAGACCCAAGUACAAAUGGAUGUUGGACCACACGGAAAACCUGUCUGGUACAACUGGCCAAUACGUACCGUACAGUACCACCCGCCCUAAAAUAGAACCCUGGGUGCCGAAGCCAAGAACAAGUGCUUAAA
Molecule: messenger RNA, 536 nt
Organism: Maniola jurtina (meadow brown)
Lineage: Eukaryota; Metazoa; Arthropoda; Insecta; Lepidoptera; Nymphalidae
Gene: ND-B17.2
Product: probable NADH dehydrogenase [ubiquinone] 1 alpha subcomplex subunit 12
Exons: 4
Coding region: 92-535 (147 amino acids)
Biological process (GO): mitochondrial respiratory chain complex I assembly; response to oxidative stress
Cellular component (GO): membrane
Source: RefSeq, a predicted model, not a curated record